AUGAGGUCAAGGCUGUGGCCGUGGGUAUGGUUGUGGCUGGCUGGGCUGGGGCCCACAGAAACAGCUCCCAGCCCGGAGAAGGCCAAGACCUCAGCUCCAGAACCAGAGUCAGUCCUCUUCAUAGACAGACCUGACUUCUUUGAUUACCCCAACUCGGACCAUGCCAGCCUCCUGGCCGUGUCCCAGUUUAUCGGAGAGAAACCUGCCAUCUUUGUUGACCCAGGCUCCAGCGCUGACUUCUUCCACUACAUCCUGGUGACUGCACUGGUGCUGACCUUCCUCUUCCUCCUCCUUCAGUUCUGCACCCACAUGUAA
Orycteropus afer afer is the source of this 315-nucleotide messenger RNA. It is a transcript of the gene FIMP1, whose product is annotated as chromosome unknown C16orf92 homolog. Bases 1 to 315 code for a protein of 104 amino acids. The transcript has 3 exons. NCBI's taxonomy places the organism in Eukaryota, Metazoa, Chordata, Mammalia, Tubulidentata, Orycteropodidae. The record is from RefSeq and is a predicted model, not a curated record. Gene Ontology annotation, biological process: fusion of sperm to egg plasma membrane involved in single fertilization.